Messenger RNA from Armigeres subalbatus, 3851 nucleotides. RefSeq names its product zinc finger protein 729-like. The coding region runs from base 142 to 3720 and encodes 1192 amino acids. The transcript is spliced from 7 exons. The record is from RefSeq and is a predicted model, not a curated record. Lineage: Eukaryota; Metazoa; Arthropoda; Insecta; Diptera; Culicidae.
CGCAGUCAAACGUAAAUAUUUUUGUGUUCAGCUUCAGUUACAAUAAAUCGUAUCGGGUAAAAUAUUUAACAAGACGUGAAAUAUUCAUCAUUUUAUUUAUGUGGAACUGAUUAACCGCCGGACGAGUAGUGUUCACAAAACAUGCCGUGCAUUGUGCCGAACUGCAACCCGAAUGAGCAGUGCUUCGCACUGCAUUUCCCGCGAAGCUACCUUCUGACUCAACGCUGGAAACAAGCGAUCGAAGUGGGCUCUGGAGUGCCCCUGGCGGAUGAUGUGGAUUUUUUGACGGCGGAAGUUUGUCAGCAGCAUUUCAGGAAGUUCGACAAUUACAGCGAGCCGGUCAUAUUCAGCAAAGAUGCCUCAUCCAGUUGCUGCGCAGAAACCCGCCUAUCCAGUUGUGGAUUAUGUUUGACGUUUGUUCUCGACAAAGAAGUCGUAUCCAACUGGGAGGAGCUUACGUUGAAAGGCAUUAAGAUUGUAGAGCUGCUGCAAUUGGUAUGCAAAACAGGUCCACAGCUUUCUAACGAUUAUUUUGACGGAGUAUGUCUACAAUGCUUAGUUCGGUUGGAUCUAGUGGCAACGAUUAGUAGUGAGUUUUCCGGAAAUGUAGAUAUUUCUAGUAGAAUCGAAAGCUUUGCCGAAGCAGAGAAGCAGAAAUGGUUCAAGAGUACUACGGCUGGUGGGCCGAUGCGAAAUGGCAAAACGCAGUUACCAUUCAAAACAAUAACGCUCGAGGUAGAGUUGUUGGACUGUGAAAAUUUGAAUGCUGAAGGCGAAACAAUUGUAAAUGAAGAAAUAUUUGACACAUCUGUCUCACUGGAAAAUCCUAAUGCUUCAGAACAAAACAUAUCGGUAAACUUGGGGCCUUCCGAAAAUGAUACAUUAGAAGAAUCCACUGUUUCCUCACGGAAUGUAACUCAUUUAAAAAAGGCUAUAAAACCGACUACUUCCCGAGGACAUAUUCCAAAACGUCAAGCAGUACAAAGUGUCAAAAAGCCAAGAAAGCCUUACUGUCGCAAGGAUCCAAGUAAAAAACAGAAAGAAAAAAUAUACUUGAGAAAGUUGAACAAUCAAAAGUGCUAUAUUUGCAUCAAAGUUUUCGAAUCUGUUGCAGAUUUACAAGCUCAUCUCAUUGAUCACGAUAGUGAGCUAUUGGUUUGUAACGAAUGCAAUGAAACUUGUUCCAGUCUAAUUACCUACAAUAGACAUCUCGCGAAGCAUGACAGCAAUGAACGACCAUUCAAGUGCAAGCACUGUUAUCGAAGAUUCUCGGAGAAAUCAGGCAGGCGGUACCACGAAGCAAGCAUCCAUGGAGAUGGCGAAUUCCGCAAAAUGGUUCGUAAGAAACGGGCGUACACCUGCCAACACUGUGGCAAAUCAUUCACAACAAUGCCUUGUCUUAUGGAACACGAAAAUGCACAUCAGGGACUACAAGAGUACAAAUGUGCCAUUUGUGAUAGAUCGUUCGGCUGCCGAGCAAACAUGGAACGACACCAUCGCACACAUACUUCUUUGAAACCACUUCUGUGUAAGAAUUGUAAUGGUAUGUUCAAUUUACAAUCGAAAUACGAGGAACACUUAAAAAUGGGAUGUAAUACAAUGUGCAAUAAUAGUAGCAAUAACAAUUGUGAAUUAUGUCCCUCCAAGUUCAGAAAACACGAUGAAUUGGUUAAACACACGAUGUGUGAUCAUUCUGACGAGCAUCUACAAUUCUUCAAGUGUAAAAUCUGCAAAAAACGUUUCCUCAAGGAAAAACUUUAUCGCAGUCAUAUGGAACGACAUAAACAAAUGUCAAGUAAAAAUAAUCAAUGUCAUGAAUGUGGAAAGAAAUUUGCCACACCGCUUCAUCUAAAAUCCCACGGUAUAAAGCAUACAGAGGUGCGUAGCUUUAUGUGCUCCUGGUGUCCCCAAACGUUCAAGAGGGCGAAUAAUUUACGUCGACAUGAAGAUGUUCACAGGGGAGUGAAAAAUCAUAAAUGCGAUACCUGCGAUAAAAAAUUUGCCCUGCUAAGUACUCUGCAGAAUCAUAAACGUGUCCACACCGGAGAACGGCCAUUCGGUUGUGAACAGUGUGGAAAGUGCUUUUCUGAUCCGAGCACGUUGUAUAGGCAUCGUAAAAAUAUAUGUAAGGAAUACAGCUCGCAAAUGUUGAUCAAUAACGGUGCCGACCAAGUCCUUGCAGUCACUAUGCCUUGUGCCGUUCCCCGUUGCAAUACAAGUGGCCAAUCCAGCUUUGUGCAGUUUCCCCGCAGUCACUUUCUUUAUGAACGAUGGCGGAGUGCCAUAGAACUGGGCACCGGUGAAACUCUUCCGAACAAACCCAAUCCACAGAAAGCAGAAAUUUGUCAGCAACAUUUCGAGCUGACUGCGGCAGAAUGCGAUUAUAUGGAGCCAGUAAUGUUUUUGAACCACAGGACGGGCCAAACAGUCCAUUUAUCUAGCUGCCGACUUUGUCUGAAAUUCCAUCCUGUUGAUACGUUUAUUAGGACCGCUACCGUAGAGUCUAAAAUAGGAAUUGCCCCUUUGGAGGAGAUACUCAAGGUUGGCUUUGGAGUUCAGUUGAGUUGUUCCGAAGGCUUUGGCGGAAUUUGCGAGGGAUGCUUGGUGCGGUUGGACAUGUAUUUAGAGAUGCGUAAACAUUUUUCGCUUGCAGCUAAAAGUUGUAAGAAAAUAAAACUGCUUAUACAAGACGCAGGAUCGUUGCAGUUUAGGAAAAUCAAUAAAACUGAGCCAGAUGUUGUUGCGAUUAGGUGGGAGAUAGUUGAACAGGAAAACUCGACAGCUGAAAAACCUUCAGAUUCGCAGGAAAAACCUAAUUUAGAAAUAGAUAUGUACCAAACGGAGUCUUCCAAGACCAACGAACCUAUUGAGAAGGUACGAAAGCUGCCCAAGAAACGAAAAUAUAAACCUAAAACACCACCGUUCAAAGAACCGAAAGAUCCUACGGCAAUCAAACGGCCACGGAUGUGUCUGAAAAAUCGAGUCAAAGUGAAUCUCAAGAAAUUAAGUGAUCAGAAAUGCUACAUUUGCACUCAACUUUUCGAGACACGGGAACUAUUGUUUCAACACAUGUUGGAACAUGUGGGCUGCACUAUGCACUGCGACAUGUGCAACGAAUCGUUCCCCAACAUCACCAGAUACAACAGACAUUUGGCAAAGCAUGACGAAACAGAACGUCCCAGGAAAUGCGCAUUUUGUGAGCUUCGCUUUCAACAUACACCUGCCUUGCGACGCCACGAGAAUCUGAUCCAUAACGUCCACCAACAGAUGAAGCUACCCAAGUAUGAUCCCUUGAAUCCAGGAAAAAUGUACGCAUGUCAACACUGCGGCAAACUGUGCAAAUCAACAUCGGGUCUACUGGAACAUGAAGACACCCACGCCGGAAUCAAAAGGUUCCAGUGUAAAACCUGCGGUAGACCGUUCCCAACGAAGACCAAUCUGGAACGCCAUUUGCUGAUCCAUACAGACGAGAAACCAUUCAAAUGUGAAAUCUGCGGUCGAGGUUUCCGGCAGUCCCCAUUGCUCAAGGAUCAUCUCCGGCUGCAUACAGGUGAAACUCCUUUCGCAUGCAGCACGUGCCAGUUAAGCUUCAGCACGACGGAUCGGCUGCGGCGACACCAGAUCAAUGUGCACGGUAUGGCUAGGGUAGCCAGGAAAAAACCGGUUGCGACGGUGGUUCAGCCUCAUUCGCAAAUCGUGGACAAUGAUGGAAUGGGUUAAGAUAGGUACGGCGUGUCGUAUUCAUUGGAAGGAUUUAUUAUAUGAACGCGAUGAGCUAAGCUCCAGUACAUGUUUAAUUUUAUUUGUUCAAUAAAAACAUGAAUAUGCAGCAAACGUUUGCUAUAAUUGCA